This is a messenger RNA of Pelodiscus sinensis (Chinese soft-shelled turtle), 2800 nucleotides long. NCBI's taxonomy places the organism in Eukaryota, Metazoa, Chordata, Testudines, Trionychidae. The record is from RefSeq and is a predicted model, not a curated record.
CAUGAGGACUUUUUCCUUCAGGCUGUGGGGUGUGUGCUGAAGCAACAGCUGUUGAACUAUGGCAUGCAUAAAGGUUUGGUGUUCUUUAGUCCUGAGCUUUUUGCUGCCUCAUUCUUAUGCCCAUAUGGACUUCUUCACUUCAAUUGGUCACAUGACAGACUUAAUUAACACAGAAAAAGAUCUAGUGACAUCACUGAAAGAUUAUAUCAAGGCAGAGGAGACCAAGCUGGAACAGAUCAAACAAUGGGCAGAGAAGUUGGAUCAGCUGACGGACACUGCUACAAAAGACCCAGAAGGAUUCUUGGGGCACCCUGUAAAUGCAUUCAAGUUAAUGAAACGACUUAACACUGAGUGGGGUGAGCUGGAGAAUCUGGUCCUGAAGGAUAUGUCUGAUGGCUUUAUCUCUAACAUGACUAUCCAACGCCAGUAUUUUCCUAAUGAUGAAGAUCAGGCUGGUGCAGCCAAAGCUCUCCUACGGCUCCAGGAUACCUACAAUUUGGAUACAGACACCCUCUCAAAGGGGAAUCUUCCUGGUGUAAAGCACAAGUCGGUCUUAACAGCUGAAGAUUGCUUUGAAUUGGGCAAGAUUGCAUAUACUGAAGCAGACUACUACCAUACUGAGCUGUGGAUGGAGCAAGCUCUGAAACAGCUUGAUGAUGGAGAGGUGUCAACUGUUGACAAAGUCUCCAUUCUAGAUUAUUUGAGUUAUGCUGUGUAUCAGCAGGGGGACCUGAACAAAGCAAUGACGCUUACCAAGCGACUUCUUGAAUUGGAUCCUGAGCAUCAGAGAGCAAAUGGUAAUUUAAAAUACUUUGAAUAUAUCAUGUCUAAAGAAAAAGAAGCAAAUAAGACUGCUACCAAAACAGAUAGCCAGAUUGACAAGGAAACCAAGGCUAAAAAAAAGGAACCAAACAAAGAUUACCUGCCAGAGAGACAGAAGUAUGAAAUGCUGUGCCGUGGAGAGGGACUUAAAAUGACACCUCGGAGAGAGAAGAAACUCUUCUGCCGCUAUUAUGAUGGAAACCAAAAUCCCAGAUACAUUCUGGGCCCUGUCAAACAGGAGGAUGAAUGGGACAAACCUCGGAUUGUUCGCUUCAUUGAAAUUAUUUCUGAUGAAGAAAUAGAAACUGUGAAAGAACUAGCAAAGCCAAGGUUGAGCCGGGCUACUGUACAUGACCCUCAGACUGGGAAACUGACCACAGCACAUUACAGAGUCUCUAAGAGUGCCUGGUUGUCUGGAUAUGAAAGCCCUGUGGUAUCUCGUAUUAACAUGAGGAUACAAGACCUAACAGGACUGGAUGUUUCCACAGCAGAGGAACUACAGGUGGCAAAUUAUGGAGUGGGAGGACAAUAUGAACCCCACUUUGACUUUGCACGGAAAGAUGAGCCAGAUGCUUUUAAAGAAUUGGGAACAGGCAACAGAAUUGCUACUUGGUUGUUCUAUAUGAGUGAUGUAUCAGCAGGGGGAGCUACUGUAUUUCCUGAAGUAGGAGCUAGUGUUUGGCCUAAAAAGGGAACAGCUGUAUUCUGGUACAAUCUUUUUCCAAGUGGAGAAGGAGAUUACAGCACACGGCAUGCAGCCUGCCCAGUACUAGUUGGAAAUAAGUGGGUGUCCAAUAAAUGGAUCCACGAACGUGGUCAGGAAUUCCGAAGACCGUGCACUUUAUCAGAGUUGGAAUGAUGCAAACUCCUUCCCAGUCCUAUACUCGUCUGUGUAAAAUGUGUCUCCCUGAUUAUCUUUCAACAAUUUUUUAGAAUUGACUAACACACACUCCACUAGAUUCAGUCUCCCGCCACAUCCAGUAUGUCAUCUGAAGAAAUACCUACAUUGUUUUAGUUCACUCUACAAUAUCCCUUUUAAAGUUUUAUAUAGAGAAUAUAUUGAGGGUUGUGGUUUUAGUUUUUCAAGAUAGAAGGACAAAAUCAGAGUCGGGGUGAUUUGAUCUAUAGUAUCCUUUACUCUGUAGAAUCUCUGAUCAGCAUGGAAAGUCAGUAUAUGACUUUAGUCCUCAUAAGCUUGAGUUUGCCAGUGUUAAAACAACAUGAACAAUCUAAUUUCAAACAGACUCCUUUGGAGGGUUGCAUUAAGCCAAUCUUUAGGCCUGUGGCUCCAAACUAUCAACUCUGUAGCGUGCCUGACCACUAGAAUUGAACUGUGGGCAUAGUUUGUUUCUCUCUGCGUGACAGGUUACCUUUGUGCCUCAUAGCCUGUUUUUCCACUGCUACAAAAUCUAGGGUUGACAGACUUGUAAAUUCUCUCAUAUACCUUUACAGUGAAUUUGACUUGUAACCCCGAGAAUGUGAGUGAGAGCCAGUAGACAUAUAAAUGCAGGUAUUUUGGCUGUGCUGUCUGACACCUGUGUACAUUAGAACAGCCAGAUGGAAUUCAUGACCUGCUUUCCAGGUCUAGUUUUAAUGACUUAGUGUAUCAGUUUAAAAAAAUGCUGCUUUCUUUUAGUAAUAAACUUUUUACAUGCAUUUCUUGUACAGUGGGAGGGGGACAAUACCAUUGUGGACUAAUCAAAACAUUGUGCCUUAGGAGACUGGAAUUUCAAAUUGGUUAUGAGGUAAUGUGCAAGCCUCAAAGACUUAUUUGUGAAAAGCCAAAUUUUCUAAUGCUGAAGUCUUUUGCGACAAAGGCAAUCUAUUUAUAAUCUUAAUUCUUUUUAUUUUGAUAUGUUUUGAUAUGUUGUAGACAUUGAAUGCAUGCUGUAACUGUCAGGCCUUUAACUCUGGACUGAAUUCACACAGGAUGUAAAUGAAUGUAAAAAUAAGCUACAUCACAACCUAGACCAUAGGU